AUGUCGAGCUCCGCCGGUGGAGGGGACUCCAAAUUGUUUGCUCGAGGCAAAGUUGCCGAGCUACGCCUCGAGCUUAACAGUGGAGGGAAAAAAGACAAGGCCUAUACAGGCAAGAAGAUUGCUCUCAAGAAGAUUGUCGCAAAUAUGACAAUGAGUAAUAAUGACAUGGUUGCCCUAUUCCCCGACAUCAUUGGAUGUAUGGGUAUCCAGAGUUUGGAAAUUAAGAAGAUGUGUUUCUUGUUUCUGGUCAAUUAUGCAAGGAUAAGACCUGAGAUUGCCGUCAAGGCAAUCCCUGUACUGGAACAUGAUAUGGAAGACCACAAUCCUUUGGUACGGGCCCUGGCUCUCCGAACAAUGUCCUACAUUCAUGUCAGAGAGUUUGUUGAGGCUACUGUCCCAAUAGUCAAGCAUAUGCUGAAGGACAAUGACCCAUAUGUGCGAAAGACGGCUGCUUUCUGCGUCGCCAAACUUUACGACCAUGACCGACAUAUGGUAGAGAACUCGGACCUCAUUGAUCGUUUGAACUCAUUGCUACGGGAUGACAACCCCACAGUUGUUGCAAGCGCUCUGGCUGGACUCAUGGAUAUCUGGGAACGCAGUGACGCCAUCAAACUUACCAUUGACUAUAGCAAUGCCUCCAAGAUGGUGGCCAUUCUCCCUGAUUGCUCCGAAUGGGGUCAGACAUAUAUCCUAGAGGCUCUCAUGUCCUAUGUGCCACAAGAAUCCGGAGAAGCGAUACUCCUAGCGGAACGAAUAUCACCACGACUGUCGCAUUCUAAUUCGUCGGUCGUGUUGACCUGCAUUCGGGUGAUUCUGUAUCUGAUGAAUUACAUCGCCGAUCAGAAGCAAAUCUCGGCUCUCUGCAGGAAGCUCUCACCACCCCUGGUCACACUUCUCGCCAAGGGUCCUGAGGUUCAGUACCUCGCUCUGCGAAAUGCUUUGUUGAUUCUCCAGCGACGGCCGGAAGUGCUCCGAAAUGAUAUCCGUGUCUUUUUCUGCAAGUACAACGAUCCCAUUUAUGUCAAGGUUACAAAGCUGGAACUUAUCUUCAUGCUUGCCAACGAGGACAACAUCGAUGAGGUUUUGACGGAAUUGCGAGAAUACGCCACUGAAAUUGAUGUCCACUUCGUCCGUAAGGCAGUACGUGCUAUCGGUAAGUUGGCAAUUAAGAUUGAGCCAGCUGCACGACGAUGCAUCAACUUGCUCCUCGAGCUUGUAGCAACCAAGAUCACAUAUAUUGUGCAAGAAGCCACGGUGGUUAUCCGAAACAUCUUCCGAAAGUACCCCAACCAAUAUGAAUCCAUCAUCAGCACUCUUUGCGAGCAUCUGGAUUCUCUGGAUGAACCGGAGGCCAAGGCAGCCAUGGUUUGGGUCAUUGGCCAAUACGCAGAUCGGAUUGAGAACAGCGACGCCUUGCUAGAGGACUUCCUGUACUCGUUCGCAGAGGAGCCUGUCGAAGUGCAGCUGGCCUUACUCACAGCUACAGUAAAACUGUUCAUCCAGCGACCUACCAAGGGUCAAGAAUUGGUCCCCAAGGUUUUGAAGUGGGCAACUGAAGAGACGGAUAAUCCUGAUCUUCGAGACCGAGCGUAUAUGUACUGGCGCUUGUUGUCUACAGAUAUGAAUGCGGCGAAGCAGAUCGUGAUGGGAGAGAAACCAGCGAUUACUGCUGAGUCAGAAAGACUGGAUGCGACGACGCUAGAGGAGAUGUGUCUGAACGUGGGAACUCUAGCAACAGUUUAUUUGAAGCCGGUGCAGACUGUGUUUAGAUCUGCUCGACCUCGUAAACUCCAGGACUCCCCCGCAUUGCAGAAGCAAAACCUUCUUGUUGCUGCAGACAGCCAAAAGAGCAUAAGCAUGUUUGGCAACGCCGGAGCGGCAACAGAUAUUGAUCCAAGAAGCCGAAACCCGACAUCAGGCAAUGGUCAAGGGGACCUCGCGCAAGCCGUCAACGACGCAGAUGCCUACUUUUCAAGUAUCGGAACGCAGCAGCAGAUGCAACCGAUGCAUGAUCAAGGGGAUGAUGUCUUUGGAGGAGGUAAUGGCCACUCGACGGGAUACGUGGUGAGCGCACAUGCACCUCAAGCAGUUCUUCAACCAGCUCAGGGUGCUGGCAGCAAUGGUGAUUUGUUAGUGCUAUAA
Fusarium tjaetaba is the source of this 2142-nucleotide messenger RNA. RefSeq names its product ap-2 complex subunit beta. The transcript is spliced from 5 exons. NCBI's taxonomy places the organism in Eukaryota, Fungi, Ascomycota, Sordariomycetes, Hypocreales, Nectriaceae. Gene Ontology annotation, biological process: intracellular protein transport; vesicle-mediated transport. The record is from RefSeq and is a predicted model, not a curated record. The coding region runs from base 1 to 2142 and encodes 713 amino acids. Gene Ontology annotation, molecular function: clathrin binding. Gene Ontology annotation, cellular component: membrane coat.